This is a messenger RNA of Haliotis rubra (blacklip abalone), 1812 nucleotides long. RefSeq names its product betaine--homocysteine S-methyltransferase 1-like. The coding region runs from base 519 to 1754 and encodes 411 amino acids. The record is from RefSeq and is a predicted model, not a curated record. The transcript is spliced from 7 exons. Lineage: Eukaryota; Metazoa; Mollusca; Gastropoda; Lepetellida; Haliotidae.
GUAAUGAUUUAAGCGUUCGCCCGUCACGCCCAAACCAGGGUUCGUUUCCCAAAUGGGAACAAUGUGUUAAGCCCAUCUCUGGUGUUCCCCGCCGUGAUGUUACUGGAAUAUUGCUAAAAGCGUCGUAAAACUAAACUCACUCACUAACUCACUCUCAGAAUCGCCAACUCGCGUUUGUUUAUAAACAAUGCAAACAAGGGAGAUAACUGUUGACGGCAUGUUGUUGCCAGGGACGCGCGUGGUCCAGUUUAACACAGAAAAAAAAAUAUACCUACGGCACGUGACCGGUUUUGACCAAUGAGUAGCCGACAUUGCUGUGGCUCAUUGUUCCGUGCGGCGUUAAACAGCAAAUAAACACGCUACUGACGUCACAUAUCCAUCAGACAAUCCCUAUGGCUCAUGCAAGAUACUGGAUGAGAUGACUAGUUUAGUAUCGUGUCAUUCGAAUCGGCUCUAAAACGUAGCUAUUGUUAGCAAUGGAUCUUAAUGAAUGUAUAGAGUGAACAAAUAGACCCUGGAUGAUCGGAGAUAAGUAUGUAUAUUACAACACUGGUGUCAUGAGAACUGUAACGCCUGGUAAGAUUUUAUCACAGCCACGUCUCCAACCUCUUGUAAACACAUUAUUCUCUCUUCAGACACUGAGGACAGAAGAGGCUUUGUUCCUUAAUUUUAAUACAUUAACAACACUUGCAGUUACAAUGCCAGCGAAAGGUCUGCUUCAGCGUCUGCAAGACAAAGAGGAUGUUGUUGUGGCGGAGGGAUAUGUGUUUGAAUUUGAGAGAAGAGGCUUGUUGAAAGCCGGAGCAUUUGUACCAGAAGUUGUCAUCGAAAGACCGGAUCUGGUGCAAGUUCUUCACGAAGAGUUUGUCAAUGCUGGAAGUGACGUCUGUUUAGCUUUCACGUACUACGGUCACAGAGAGAAACUCAGAGUUAUCGGCCGUGAAGGUGACCUUGAGAGGUUAAACAGAGAUGCUUUGCGGAUCGCGAGGCAGGUAGCAGACAACACCGGGACGUUAAUGGCGGGAAAUCUCUGCAACACGACGGUGUUCAGGAGGGAUAACAAAGACGCGAUUGAGACGACGGAAUCCAUGUUUAAAGAACAAAUCCAGUGGGCGGUGGAAGAAGGCGCGGACUACAUUGUUGGAGAAACCUUCAGCGAGUUCGGAGAGGCCAUGCUUGCUCUCGAGUGUGUUAACAAAUAUGGAAAUGGACUACCAGCGGCCAUUAGCUUCAUUCCCCAUGCAGAGAACCAAACGUCAGACGGUUUGGCAUUUGGCGUCGCCUGCCGCAGGCUGGAGGAUGCAGGAGCGGCGGCAGUUGGAUUAAACUGUGGGCGUGGUCCCAGGACAAUGUUGCCUCUCAUUAGGGAGAUCAGACAGGCCUGCAAGGGACCAGUUAUUGCAUUGCCGGUGACGUACCGCACAUGUUCAGAUCAUCCUACGUUCCAGUCGCUCAAAGAUCCACUGACAGGUGCUAUGGCGUUUCCGGUUGACCUUCCUGGGCAAGCGUGUGGACGAACGGAAAUUGCCGACUUUGCCCGAGAAGCCAAAUCCCUGGGCGUGCAGUACGUGGGACUAUGUUGUGGCAACGCUUCUCACUACAUUCGGGUGGUGGCGGAGGAAUACGGGCGUCGACCCCCCUCCAGUAGAUACUCCCCCGAUAUGUCCCAGCACUUUAUUUUCGGGAAGAACAAAAGCAGCGAGGACCCUUACCAGCAGGCGCUCAAGAAGAAAGUUGAAGGCAUAACAGGCUGAUGAAAGAGAAAACAAACUCUCACCAUUCUGUAAUUAAGUUAAUUUGACAUUAAACCUU